Molecule: messenger RNA, 2796 nt
Organism: Periophthalmus magnuspinnatus
Lineage: Eukaryota; Metazoa; Chordata; Actinopteri; Gobiiformes; Gobiidae
Gene: praf2
Product: PRA1 domain family, member 2
Exons: 3
Coding region: 16-552 (178 amino acids)
Cellular component (GO): membrane
Source: RefSeq, a predicted model, not a curated record
UGUACGUGCGCAAAGAUGGCAGGCGUGCGGCUGCCAUCCCUGCGGACUCUGGAGGACUUCAUCCUCGGCUCAGCUCGGUUCGCGGUUCCCAACGUGCGGGACCUGGACCGCUGGAACAAUCGCGUCAUCAACAACCUGCUGUACUACCAGAGCAACUACCUGGUGUGCGCGCUGGGCUGUGUGCUGCUCGUGGGGUACCUACGGCCACUGCAGCUGUGCGUGGGGGCAGUAGUCAUCAGCCUGUGCUUCCUGGGCUUUGUGUGGGCCGCGGAGAACCAGAUCCCUGUACGGCGUUUCCGUAGAAAUCACCCAACGGUCUGUGUGUUUGCCAUCCUGCUUCUGUGCUGCCUCCUACUGGCCGUGAUGGGGAGUGUGGCAGUGUUCCUGCUUGGGAUCGCCACACCCAUUCUCUUGACCCUGGUGCAUGCCUCAGUUCGCCUCAGGAGCCUGAAGAACAAGCUGGAGAACAAAUUGGAGAGCAUUGGCCUGAAGAGGACUCCCAUGGGUCUGCUGCUGGAGGCGUUGGGCCAGGAGCAGGAGGCUGGCUCCUAGGCUGGGCCACAGGGCAAGCCUCCUCAGACCAAUUAUCAGACACUGUCUGGUCAGUAAAAUCAUCAUAGACAUUUAUCUAAACAGGUGCCUCAACCUACCAGCUGAGGGGUUCUUAACUGGUGGGCUGUGGCACUAGUGGGCUGUGGCACUAUGUGGGCUUAUGCCUAAAGUUGACAGUUGAUAAAUUGUUUUGGCAGACAGCUUUGAGUCAAUUCAAAUUGGCCUGCAACAAUUAACUAGAAUAAUUGUGACUACUAAAAAAUGAUUGACUAUUUUAAUAACAGUUAUGCUAUUAUCUGGAUCAUAAACAAACUUUAACACUACCCUUUCCUAUUAAAAUAGGUUUUAUCGCAGAAAGAUUAUGAAUGUAUAUUAUAUUUUCAAUGGCUCUAUUUGGCGUAUUUUAGCUUUAACUGAUUAAAUUUGAUAAAAUAAAAUAAAAAUCCCCAAUGCAUAACAGAAUUCAUUGUUUGACUAGCCAAUUAAUCACAAAAUAAUGAUUACUAAAAUAAAUGUUAGUUGCAGCCCUUAAUACAAGUCCGUGAUGUAUAGGCUUAUAGUCUAGAUAUAUAGAGAUGUGUUAUGAGGAUGUGAUGCAAAUUGAUUUUAAAAUUACACAGCAUUAUAGUAAGAGUUUUCUUAUCCGAAUCGUGGCUUGUCAUGAGUUCUGAAGUUCCUCAUGUUGAGAACUGUAACUUGUAAGUUUAAAACCUUGGAGAAAAUUGACUGCAACAUUGGGUGGGCUAUAAAUUAAUGACAGUGUAGAAGCCAUGAUCCAAGCUAACUGCUGUGUCUUGACCAGGCAGUGUAUCUGCAGACAAAUAUGGAGGCGAUGACUUUAUAGGUUUGAACCACAGGGGCAAAAAAUCCAAAAAGUUAUAUUAAAGGGGAUGUGUUGUGCUAAAUAGACUUUGUGGCAUGUACCUCAAAAGUAGUGUUUCAUUCACACAUGCUAGAUGUCAACAUAAGCAACCAACAAAUGCUCCUCUGUGUUUUUAAAGUCCGCACAAGUCACAAAGAAUUCUGUCUAUUGCUGUAAAGUUGCGGAUGAACAGUACUUCAAACACCAUAUCCAAGUGUUCUUUGUGAAGUGAAACCCAUUUGCUGAAGUUUUUUUCCCCAUACACAUCAAUGCAAAGGCCAAAUCAAAGCACAAUAUGUCCUCUUUAGCUUGAAUACAUUUGCACUGUUGCCAUAUUUUUAAGACAAUGUACAAUGCACAACCGAGAGAUGUUUUGAAGAAGUAAAAAUUAACAAAACAUAUUUUAUUGUUUAAAAAAAAAAAAAAAAAAAAAGUAUCUCUUUGUCUUUUAGUUCCUGUGUUUGUUUGAAGAACUUGUGUGAAGGAAGGUUAAUUUUUUUAAUUCAACCACUGCUGCCUAUGGAUGUUUUUAGUAUUUUGUGCUAAAAUACAUUGUAAGUGAUUCUAAACAAAUAUUGUAAAAUUCCUUCAGUAUUAAAUUGAGACAAAGUAUUCACUACAAUUUCUUCCAUAUACAAAAUACAACGUGAAAAUAUUUGAUAAUUAUUGAAACAAGCUAAAUGCAGUUUGCUGAAUGUUUAUCUAUAUUACUAGUACUUAAGUACAUCAAUUGGUGGCAUGGUGGCAAAGUUUAACCAAGUACAUUUUAAAAUGGCAUGACUUGGGCCACUACAAACAUGGAUUUAUUUAGUAUUGUGAAACUGAGACACUGAAACUACACAAGGUGGACUUUGAAUAUAAAUUAUGAAGACAAAUCUUGAAGAAUUAAAAUUAGUUUGUGUUUAAAAUGUGGUAAAAAUUUAGCUUAUGUGAAAAUGUUAUAUUAAAGGAACUGUAUGUAACUUGUGCUCAUUUUAGGUUUAAACCAACUGGAUUUCAGCACUGAAACUGGCAACCCAAAUGAGACUCAUGUGAGGCUCAUUCUGCUUUCUGAUUGGAUAAUCGUGUUGAGAACCAAAACACUCACACGAAACAUAAACAACAUGUUGUUAUGUCCAGUUUUUUGUAACUAAGAAUAAACAGGAUUACAAUAAUUGCAUAUAUAUGAACAUAUUUACCUCAUAUUUGGGGACCAAGAGGGGCCAUAUUUACGGAUUGAUUACGGAAUUUAAAAUUGAAAUCUUGCAUACCGUUCCUUUAAAAAGUGUCAGUUUAAGUCAACCAUUUUGCCUCUCCAUGAAACCUUUUUGUAUUACCAGUGUUGAAAAUUGUUGCCUUAACUAUUUAAACAUUUUUGAAUAACUGCUCAUAAAAUUCUGUAG